Messenger RNA from Paramuricea clavata, 2813 nucleotides. The record is from the annotation of a GenBank genome assembly. NCBI's taxonomy places the organism in Eukaryota, Metazoa, Cnidaria, Anthozoa, Malacalcyonacea, Plexauridae.
AAUGACUAUGCACUAUAUAGCAUCCUUAACAAUAUUAAAUUGCUCUCUAUUCUAAAUUUUUAGCUCAAUUUAACCGUGGUUUAGACGUCAUGAAUCAAGCCGUUUUCGCCCCUGAAAGCGUACAACAACCUGGUGCACGAGAAAAUGUCGCAUACUUAACAAACACGGAGAGAAGGUAACUUUUCAAUUCGAUAAAUUAUUUAGUCCUACCUCGAUACGAUAAUUGAUAAUGUAUGCAAAUGAAUAUAGUAUAGCACAAUUUUAUAUAGUAUAGCACGAUUUUAAGGAAUCUUGUGCGCGUAUAAUAUAAUCUUACAUGUGCAUCUUAACUCCUAUAAUGUUUUGUUUUGAAAACUAUCUUAUGCUGUGUAGAACACCAUUAAUUUUAGUGAUUUUACUUAUUAUAACUACUUCUUAAUUGGUACACAAAGUUAAAAAUCUCAUUAAUAAUUCACGAGGAAAAUACAAAAGAAAUGAAUGUUUAAUCAAUGUUUGUAAAUCGGAUAAAGAUUUGUCCUGAUUUACAUAAACUUCAGCUUUUAUUUUCUCAGGUUAGACAAUGUUUAUUUUUAAAUAUACUUCGCCAAUAAGAUGGAUAAUUUUUUUUAAGCGCAUCCGAUCUUUUCUGAUAUACAAACUCUCGCCUUCGCCUCGUGUUUGUAUAUCAGAUAAAGAUCGGCUGCUCAUGUUUUAACUAGUACUUGUGAUCAACAUUUUAUGGCAAGUUCCAUUUGUAUUAUUUUCAGAAGAGAAGCAGAAGCUAGUUCAUCUAUUGGGAAACCAAGACCACAAGUACGUAAAACAAAUAUUCGAGUGUAAAACUAGAACUAUAUAGGUAUAAACCUUGCAUGCAUGCAAUAUUUGUAAAUUAAACGGUUUGUCUAAUGCAAUGCGUGUAUUUUAGGUAGAACCAGCGAGAAAUACAGCAGAACAAAAUAUACCAACGAAUUUCAGAGAUUUAUUGGAAAAAAUGGUAAGCAUGAAUUUUUUUGUGUGUUAUGUACUCAUGCAGGUGAAUAUGAUGUUUGUGAUGUUACUCGUUCUUCGGACUCGUGCUAUUUUGAGGUCUUUGAAAAACUCACUCUUGCAUGCCAUAUCCAAAUUGCACUCGAGACCAUGCUAUUACCUAUACUAACCAGGAAAAUUUGAACCAGAGUGUUUUUGGGAGUGAAUGCACGCUUGGGACUAGUUUCAUGCAAAGGCUUGCAAAGCAGUAUCUAUACGAAUAUGCAUGUCGCUCAACUAUACUCGUGCAAUAAUACUUUAUUUCUUUCAGGCGAAUGAAUACGACAUCUCGUUCCUACCAAUCACAGGGCGACGUCAUGAAGGCAAAGCUUUGUAUUCGUACGGAAAACUCACGAUCUUUAUUGAACGAGGGGUUGUUUUUUAUCAAGCUCCAAAUGGCAGCUUUAAUCCUGUUUCCAUAACGAACCUUGUAAAUAUGGCCAAGUAGUUUGCAACGCCAUGAGCAAAGAAUGAUCUAUUAAUGGUGUCAUGCGUUUGUGCGCAUGCCUGACACGUGAAAGAAGCAUCAAAACUUAAAGUCAUUAAUGGCUGGCAACAAACAUUAGGCGUUUUAGACCUGACUAUGAUCUAGUUUGUUGCCAUUAAUCCACAAAAUAAAUAGGGCUGAAGGAGUCCCGUUAACUAGUGGCUUAGUCCAAGUUUAUGUAAUAUAUAUAAAAUGUGGUAUACAUAUAAGUGUAAUUUUAUUGCCCUCUCAGGUAGGAAAUUUAAAAUUGAAUCAUGCGCGAUCUAUCGUUAUACUACAAAAAUAAAAACAAAAUCAAGGCUAAUUAACUAUAUACUGAAUGCUAUACGCUACUGUUUACUAUGGUAUAUAACUAUCACUAUAUAUUUUACAUUCUAUUCAUUCCAAAUCACGCUUUCAAGUACAAUACUACAAUCCGCUUCUCUUACCCACGACCCGCUCCAAAUAGAUUAUCCUAACGUGUAACAGUGCAAUUACUAAUUUGCCUUAAUCUCCCACUAAAAGUAAAUGGUGAUAUUGCAAGUAUCGUCUAUUUCAGGGUUAUAUGAUUACCAUUUGCGCCCCACCCCCUAAUCACUCGUACAGAAAAUUCAGUAUUUAGUGAUUUGUCAAAAUGCAAGCUUAAUAUGAGAAAGGGGGAAAAGACUAACUUUUCACCACAUUUUUUAUUACCGUUUUCCCCAUGCUCCUAGGUUGGGGAAAAAGGAUUCAUUCCUCAUGAUCAUGCCCUGCAUGCCCUUGUCUCAUUUGAAGUUGAGGGAGACCGAGGAGCGGAUUUUCGUAAAACCGCAAAUGUGGUAAUACACCAAAGCGCGGAUGGAUAUGGAUGCAUCACAUUCUAAGAAUAUUUAUGAAGAUAAAAAAAGCGAAACUAAAUUACAGCUGAACCUCUAUAUAAGGUGGCACUUUAAUGGGGUAAUAUACAGUAAAUAAUAGCGGUCAUUUUCUUGACACGUAUAGUCAUUUAAAAGAGGGUGAUGGCCGCUAAUAGAGAGUCGCUUAAUUGAGGUGGCAGGUUAAUGGAGGAUACUAAAUAUUCUACCAUUAUAGUGUAAAUUAUAGCGAACAUUUUUGUGACAUGUAUAGCCGUUUAACAGAAGGUGCCGCCUAAUAGAGGUUCGACUGUCCAUAUUAUUAGAGAUUAUCCAUAUCCAAGGUGUCAAAACUGGUAUUUUCUCUCCCAUUGGCGACUGUUGUCGAGGUUAUCUCAACGGACUUCUUUCUAUUUCUAUUACAAUAUUGAUACCAGCAUACCAUCAACGUCAGUAAUAGAAAUGCACCAGCAACACAGCUUACAAUGAUAAGAGCAGUUUUAAAAUCU